Messenger RNA from Xenopus tropicalis (tropical clawed frog), 3708 nucleotides. RefSeq names its product neuron derived neurotrophic factor like 2 (gene ndnfl2). Lineage: Eukaryota; Metazoa; Chordata; Amphibia; Anura; Pipidae. The record is from RefSeq and is a predicted model, not a curated record. The coding region runs from base 335 to 2008 and encodes 557 amino acids. The transcript is spliced from 4 exons.
UCUCUGUCUCAUUCAAGCCGUUAUCCCUCUGCAGAUCUGCCAAAGACCAACUCAGAGUAUAGUGGGGAGGAGAGAGAUUGCUAGUAUUAGACUAACCAGGAAUACUGCUCUGGGGGAAGUCACAUUUCUUUUUCUUUCUUAUUUUUCCCCGUUUUCUUUUUUUGUUUUUUGUUCAAAUAGCAGAAUAUUGAAUUUUUUGUGUUAUUGUUCUGUUAUCUUAGCAUAUAGUUAUGAAGAAAUCAGUAUCUUGGAUGUUGGUUUGUGUUUUUUACUUAAUCUUCAGCGUGAAUUUCAUUUGAUGCAAAAAGACUGGCUUUAGAUCUGCAUUUCUACUAUGGGAGGAACAAAGAAAUAUACAUUUGCAUUGACACUCUAUUUUAUUGGCCUACUGAUUGGGUGCCUAUGCUUGUCUGACAUCCCAGCAUCCGCAAACAUAAAGAAGAAUCUCUUAAACUAUUACCACUCAGUUAUUUUGCCAGAAGGGAAAGAAACAACAAUCUACUUAUUAAAAGACAUUACAAAGAGGUAUUACUUUGCUUUGGAAGAAAACAGUACCCAUCACUUCUCUAUAACUGUUACUCCCUGCGAUGUACCUAUCGAGUGGAGUAUUUUACAGUACAAAAUGUCACAUGUUUUUCAUGGAACCAAGUCAGAUAAUUAUAGACCUUUGGGUGAUCUAAAAUCAAGACAAUUUUAUAAGACAGUGUCUGCACUUUUCCAUUAUAAAGGGAACUCUGUAGAAAACUAUGUGGGAGUAUCAUCAUAUUCUUCAUCCCUGUUCUUGUUGGAAUUUUUAUCUACUGAGAGAGAUACUCACAUUUCAGUAUACUUAACCACUGACCUAGCAUAUGGAACUCUAUUUCCUGAACUUCCUGGAGAUCCACGCAUUGAUGUCACUACGUUAAACCAUAAUUCUGUUAGCCUUGUCUGGAAGCCAAGCCCUACUGGCUUGAAAACGAGGGAAUACGUUGAAUACUGCCUUCUUGUAAACGAAAAACACAAUUAUAAAAGCUUGUGUGCUGCUGAUGCUGCUGUGCGAUCAAUAAGUGGGCAACGGACAAUGUUUUCAAAUGUUCCUGUGUCACAACAUAUAGAUGACCAUCAAGGUGUUAUGCAUUUAUCAAACAGGGAAUUUAGUAUCAUUCAAAGAACCAAUAAUAUGGAGGUUAGACAAAUAUGUAUUGGUAAUAAAAAUGUAUACACAGUGUCUAAUUUGACCUCUAAUACUCAAUAUUAUUUUGAUGUGUUUGUAGUCAAUCUCCUCACUAAUGGCAGUGUUGCAUACACAGGGACAUUUGCAAAGACAUUAAUGGAGCCCAAACCCAAGUACUCGCAACUAAAAGAUGGAAAAAUUGUCCAAAUUACCCUUAAUGGAAAACUUCAAAAAAGCAAUACGUUUCAAUAUCAAGCAACGCAUAAAAAAGUUCAGUUUACAUUCCAAUCAUGUAAAGGACAAGUAAGAGCCCAAAUAUUAAAAAAUGGAAAAAUUUUAUUUUCUGAAUCAAUAGAAGGCUUAAGACAUAUAACACUGACUGGUAAAAUACUGGAAAAAUAUGUUGUAGUAACAUCAACAGAGCAAAACACAAAUUCUUCUGUGAUGGUUCAAGCAUCUUCACAUAUCCACAAACCUCUGUUUCCCUUCUUCCCAGAUAGCUUAAAAAUACGGUCUUUUAACAAGCUGAGAACCUGCAACUCCAUCACAAUAGCUUGGCUUGGUACCCAGGAGAGAAAUUUAUAUUGUGUGUAUAAGAAAAAAAUUCAAGAGGACCAGGUUUGGAAAGAAAUGUCCAAUCAUGACAGAUGCUUAGGACCCGAUUCACGACCAAAAUCAGAAAAAGUUUCUUGUAAAUAUUUCUAUAACAUCAACCUUCAGAAAGCAGUGACCACUGAGAUCAUAACUGGACUAGAAAGGGGGUCUCUAUACCUUAUAGAUGUGUAUCUUGUGGGAUCCCCUGGCAUACUGGUGAGGUACCAUACCAAGGUGGUAAAAACAAGGAAACAUUGCUAAGGCUUCAGAAUUUUAAAUGUAAAAACAGCGAAAAAUGGGUAAACGUGUUGGCUUAUGUUAUAUUUAAUAUAAAAAAUACAAGAUCUCCAAUUGUAAAGAGUACAGAAAACACUUUUUUUUUUGUUUGUCUAAAAAUAACCAGAACAAGGCAGUAUUGUGCUUUUUUGUGCAUAUUUGCAAAUGUAUAGCCUAACACCAUUUAUUUUGUAUAAAGGUUUAAACAGUGCAACAGUACAAAAGUUCUAAAGUAUAAGAGAUGUUUCAUAAAAGGAAGUAUCUUAAUGAAAUUUUACUUGCUAUAUGUAUGUUUAAAUUUCUCAUGUCUUCUGUGCAGCUUCUUUCCUGGCUGUAGUGGUGUAUAGAACAGACAGGAUCACUGACACUUUUUUUACUCCAAAGAACUGUUAUUAGGAUAAAUAAACAUGAACCCACUUGUUGGUCAUAUAGUAAUGACAUUGCAUGAUCCACAUAUGGCAUAACAUAGUCACAUUGCCCAAAAUAACCAAUAUAUUACUGCAAAAAGUCCUUCUGGAUCAAAAUAAUUCCAGUUAGGUGUUUGACCAGCAGCCUAAGGGUAAUGCCCUACUUGGAUAAAUCUUUGCUACCACAGGUGACUAAUCUCCCCAAAAAGCCUUUCCACCACCAAUAAAGAGAAUUGCCGGUGGAAUGGCCUACGCAUCUCUUUUCUUUUUUCUGAACUUGCAUGCAGUUGCCUGCAGAGAUUUAUCACAUGGGACAUUACCCUAACAGCCUGACACUUGCUGAGUUUGCAGAUUCGUGAAAUUAAGACAAUCAAGAUUAUAAUUAUCUGAAGAUUGGUUGGAUUUCUUGUCUGUAUCCAACUAGCAUGACUAUUUAACUAGAAUGAGGAAGAUCCUACAAGAAGUUGCAGAACUAACAGGAAUUUCAUGCCUUAAGAGAAAAAAAUAAUCAGCCUCCCUUUGGCAUCUGUCUUUUCCUGACUCAAUCACAGACUUCUAAAUUAAAUCUUCCUUAUCUCUAUCUUGGGUUUCUUUCAUGAUUGGGAUUGGCAGAACAUGUAAUAGAUAGUAAAGAGCUAAUCCACUGUGCUCCAGAAAGGAGAGAAGGGGGUUCCCUGACCAGGGCCCACCGGUAUCCUGGUAAGCCAGUCUGACCAUGAGCAUCAGAUUAAUUUAGGCACAUAGCAAAAUUGUGUUUUAAUUAUUGUAUCCCUGAAGGGUCGCAGCCUUUAUCAUGACCUCUUGUUUGGAUGUAGGUAUUUUCAGAGUCAUCCAGCAGCAAACACACAAGCAUUUGUAUUUUCUUGUUUGUCACCAAUGAUUGUUUUAAAGUGUUGAAAAUCUUUAGAAUAGCUAUUAAAAUGGUAUUUCUUGUUACAGAAAUUUUGUCUCUGUAUAGUAACUUAACUCUCACUGUUGUGUAUUUUUACUUCCAUUGCAAAAAGUGAAAUCGCAUUUAUCAGUAUAUUACAGCUGGAUAUUAGCUUUGUACAUAUUAUCAGACCUAGCAGAAUGAUAUGAAAUCAUUAUUAUUUGCACAUUAUACAUUCAGUUUAUUUUGUGUUCUUCGCUCUGUUUUCUAUGUACAUCAAGAUGGCAAAGGAUGGACAACAUAACAGUACAUUCAUUAAUGAAGCAAUGUUGGUUAGUAUUUGGACCGGCUUGUAUUGUUCAUUUAUUUGAAUCUGCGUUUAUGAUUUUUGUAAUAAAGUAAAAAAA